AUGUAUGUUCAUUUUUUAGUGAAUCUUUGUCAGUACCCACAUAUAUCUCCAUCCAUCUAUCUAUACAUCCAUCUCUCUCUCUCUCUCUCUCUCUCUCUCUCUCUCUCUCUCUCUCUCUAUCUAUCUAUCUAUAUUUUGCCAAAAUUUUUAUUUAUUUCUUCUUUGUUUUCCUUGAAAUUUUUCACUCACAGUUUCUUUUUCAGUCCUUCUUUUGUGCUCUCUUUCUCUUUCUACACCCUUUUUCACUCUUUCUUUGCACCUUCUUCUCUUAUUCUAACUACACUCUUUCUUUUUCAGUCUUUAUUUUCUAUACUCUUUUUCUGUACUUACUUUUUACUCCCUUUUGUUGUCCAUACUUUUUACCUACUUCCAUUUUUCUUUCUUUCUUUCUUUCUUUCUUUCUUUCUUUCUUUCUUUCUUUCUUUCUACACUCUUUUCAGUUCAUACUUUUUACUCCCUUUUCUUUCUUUCUUUCUUUCUUUCUUUCUUUCUUUCUUUCUUUCUUUCUUUCUUUCUACACUCUUUUUCAGUCCUUACUUUUUACUCCCUUUUCUUUCUUUUUCUUUUUCUUUCUUUGUUUCUUUAUUUCUGCACUCUUUUCAGUCCAUACUUUUUACUCCCUUUUCUUUCUACACUCUUUUUACUUUUUACCUACUUUCAUUUCUUUUUCUUUCUUUCUUUCCUUCUUUCUUUCUUUCUUUUUUUCUUUCUACACUCUUUUCAGUUCAUACUUUUUACUCCCUUUUCUUUCUUUCUUUCUUUCUUUCUUUCUUUCUUUCUUUCUACACUAUUUCUCAGCCCUUACUUUUUACUCUUUUUCUUUUCUUUCCCAAACACUUUUUAAGUCCUUGUUUUGUGCCUUCUUUUCUUUCUUUUACUCUUUUUUACAAUCCUUUUCCUCUUUAUAUUUUUCACCCCCUUUCUUUUCUUCCCCCUACACUCUUUUUAAAACCUUGUUUUGUACCCUCUCUCUCUUCUUUUGACACAUUCUUUCAUUUAUCUUUUAUACAUAAUAAUCAUUGUUCCUCUCAUUUUUUCUCACCACCUUCCUUUCUUUCCAUUUCAUCUUUCUUAAUCUCUUCUUCCUGUUUCUUUAGGCUUCCAAUUCUUUUACACUUAUUUUCUUUGCUACCUUACUUCUGA
Molecule: messenger RNA, 1143 nt
Organism: Acanthosepion pharaonis
Lineage: Eukaryota; Metazoa; Mollusca; Cephalopoda; Sepiida; Sepiidae
Source: the annotation of a GenBank genome assembly